This is a messenger RNA of Mytilus trossulus (common blue mussel), 5943 nucleotides long. Its product is annotated as membrane-bound transcription factor site-1 protease-like. Gene Ontology annotation, cellular component: Golgi apparatus. Gene Ontology annotation, biological process: proteolysis. Gene Ontology annotation, molecular function: serine-type endopeptidase activity. Bases 302 to 3490 code for a protein of 1062 amino acids. Lineage: Eukaryota; Metazoa; Mollusca; Bivalvia; Mytilida; Mytilidae. The record is from RefSeq and is a predicted model, not a curated record. The transcript has 28 exons.
UCAAAUUAUGACUGUCUUUUCAGCCGUCAGAAUAACUAUCGGUCUUAAAAUGUAAAGUUGUUACAGGGAAAUAAUACAUUUAAACAGAACAAAAUGGAGUUUGGUUGAGAAAGAAAACAUAAAAACAUAAAACAUGAUAUCAAGGUUCUCUUGAAAUAGAAUUAAUUUAAUUUAAAAGGAUGAAAUGAUAAUCAUAAACUUAAUAUCAUAACGUUGAAACGAAAUUAAAGUGAUAAACCCAACUAAAGAAAUGGAUAACCUUGAAAAACAACUAGACGCUAAUAGAGGAGAUCACUGAAAAAUGGUUUUACUGAAUACAGAGAGAUACAAAUGGUCAAGUCAUGUAGGAUCAAUUCUCUUACUGGCCCUAUACUGUUAUAGUCCUGUUCAUGGUGACUGUAACUUUACAUCUGGUAGUGCUAAAGAAGUGAAAAUGGAAUAUAGUUCAUCUAUAAUUGACCAUGAAUACAUUGUAUCUUUUAAUGGGUACUAUAAAACACAGACCAGGAAACGUUACCUAACAGCUGCCUUACAUGAAUCAGGUGUUCCGUCAUGGAAGAUUCUUCCUAGAGAUAACCCAGCCUAUGAUUAUCCCAGUGAUUUUGAUGUUGUUAAGUUGAAUGAUGGAAAGAAGGAAGCACUUGAUGCAUUGGAAAACCACCCAGUUGUGAAGAGAAUAACUCCUCAUAAAAAGGUUACAAGGUCACUCAAAUAUGUUAAAGAUCCUGACUAUCCAAGUGAAGAUACAAAAACACCAAAAGAUUUGAAUAGUUGUAAUAAGACAGACUGGCAACAGACAUUCACUUCAUCCAGAACACAGAGUAGAAGGAGUCUUUCACUUAGUGCAACUUACUGGCAUUCACCUAAUCGUCACAGAAGCAGAAACUUGUUGAGAGCAGUUCCCAAACAGAUUGUGAGUGCACUUCAAGCCGAAAUUUUAUGGAACAUGGGAUACACAGGAGCUGGUGUUAAAGUAGCAGUGUUUGAUACUGGUCUAGCUGAAAACCAUCCACAUUUUAAAAGAGGCAAAAUAAAAGAUCGAUCAAAUUGGACCAAUGAAAAGUCAUUGGAUGAUGGACUAGGUCAUGGUACAUUUGUAGCAGGUGUUAUAACAAGUUCUAAAGAAUGUCUAGGUUUUGCUCCAGAUGCUGAUAUUUAUGUCUUCAGAGUUUUUACCAACAAUCAGGUUUCCUACACCUCCUGGUUUUUAGAUGCCUUUAACUAUGCUAUAUUGAAGAAGAUCAAUGUCCUGAAUCUGAGUAUUGGUGGACCUGAUUUCAUGGACCAUCCAUUUGUAGAUAAGGUUUGGGAACUUACUGCUAAUAAAGUGAUAAUGGUUUCUGCCAUUGGAAAUGAUGGACCACUUUAUGGGACCUUAAACAAUCCAGCAGACCAGAUGGACGUUAUUGGUGUUGGGGGAAUUAACUUUGAAAACCAAAUAGCUCGCUUUUCUUCACGAGGAAUGACAACAUGGGAAUUACCUAGAGGGUAUGGUAGAAUAAAACCAGAUAUUGUUACCUAUGGUUCCGCUGUUAGAGGCUCUGCUCUUAAGGGAGGAUGUAGAUCACUAUCUGGAACAAGUGUAGCAUCCCCAGUUGUAGCAGGGGCAGUAACUCUCUUGUACAGUGCUGUACUAGAUAGAUCACACGUUAUCAAUCCUGCCAGUAUGAAACAAGCUUUAAUGGCAUCAGCUAGAAGACUCCCAGAGGUCAACAUGUUUGAACAAGGUCAUGGGAAACUGGAUCUAAUCAGAGCUUACCAGACACUCAGGACAUAUAAACCUCAGGCCAGCCUUAGUCCAAGUUACAUUGACCUAACAGAAUGUCCAUACAUGUGGCCAUAUUGUACACAGCCAAUUUAUUAUGGAGGAAUGCCAACUAUUGUUAAUGUGACCAUUUUAAAUGGAAUGGGUGUAUCAGGCAAGAUAAUAAAUAAGCCUGAAUGGCAGCCCUAUGUUCCACAGCAUGGUACACAUAUUGAGGUUGCUUUCACUUAUUCAUCGUCACUUUGGCCAUGGUCAGGGUAUCUGGCUGUAUCCAUAACAGUUAGUAAAAGUGCUGCCACCUGGGAAGGAAUAGCUGAAGGACAGAUAACUCUUACAGUAGAAUCUCCUCCAGAGUAUGAUGAAGCAGAACCAAGAAGAACUGAACUUAGAUUACCUGUCAAAGUCAAAAUAAUACCUACUCCACCUAGAAGCAAAAGAAUUCUAUGGGAUCAGUUUCACAAUUUGAGAUACCCACCUGGCUACUUUCCCAGAGACAAUCUGAGAAUGAAGAAUGAUCCUUUAGAUUGGAAUGGAGACCAUAUUCAUACAAAUUUCAAAGAUAUGUAUCAUCAUCUAAGAAGUAAUGGUUACUUUAUAGAGGUUCUAGGUUCACCUUUCACAUGUUUUGAUGCUAGUCAGUACGGUACUCUGUUGAUUGUUGAUGCUGAAGAAGAAUACUUCCCAGAAGAAGUGACAAAACUAAAGAGAGAUAUAGACAAUGGUUUAUCUGUGAUAAUAUUUGCUGAUUGGUAUAAUGUAUCAGUUAUGAAGAAGGUCAAAUUCUAUGAUGAAAACACAAGACAAUGGUGGAUGCCAGAUACAGGUGGAGCCAAUAUACCAGCCUUAAAUGAUUUGAUGAUGUCUCUUGGCAUGGCCUUUAGUGAUGAAGUUUAUGAAGGAGAUUUUAUGAUGGGAGAUCAUGAUAUGUAUUAUGCCUCUGGUACAAGUAUUGCAAAAUUUCCCUCAGAUGGUGUUCUUAUUACUCAGAAUCUGAAAGACCAAGGACAUGAAGUGCUAAAAGGUGAAUCAAAAUCAGUGGAUACAGUGCCUAUACUAGGCAUACAUCAGACAUCAUCUGGGGGACCAGAUAGUGGCAGGGUUGCCUUAUAUGGGGAUUCUAAUUGUCUUGACAACAGUCAUAUGCAGAAAGACUGUUAUUGGUUACUAAGUGCCCUAUUGGAGUACACAGCUUAUAACAACAUGGUUCCUCUGUUUACUGGACAGGAUCAUGUGUCCUUAACAUCUUCUGAACUUCCCACCAGAAUGGAAGGUAACCACCUCCAUAGAUAUUCUAAAGUAAUUGAAGGACAUCUUGGUUCUACAGUGUCAAAGAAACUUCCACCUUGUCCCCAUCAAGUAUGGGCUAAACCACAUCCAAUCAACAAGACAGCAAACAUAAAUCUCUUUCAACAGCAGAAGUUACUUUCAGUAGGUUUAGAUGAAGCAGUUAUCAUAGGAAAUGAAAGAAAAACAUUAGACAUUGGAGCACAGGAAAUAAAGGAACCUAUUGGGCUUCCACAUGAACCUCAUUUUAAAGACAGACAUUCAGUGCAUAGUGUAGACACUGCAGGGGUAUACCCUGUGCUAGCCUUUGUAGGCACAGGAUUAGUGUUGUUGUUUUUACUUAAUCAGUAUUAUAAAGGCAAGGCAAAAACAAAGAAAAAGAGACCAAGGUUUAAAAGGUCACACCAUUCAGUGUAUGGGACUAAAACCCCGGGAGUUUGAUUAACAUGUGAUAUUAGGUUAUUGGUUACUGUGGAUUCAUUUAAUUUCAUGAUUACCAAUUUUCUCGGAUUCAACAAAACAGGUAUUUUUUGCAGAAAAUCAAAUUUAGGGUUAUGCCGUAGUCUGCAUACAAGCAUAUAAAAAAAAUGUAUUCUUUGGACCUUUAAAAUGGGGUAAUGGGCUUUGCUGAUUGUUGAAGGCCGUACAGUGACCUAUAGUUGUUAAUUUCUGUGUAAUUUUGGUCUGGUGUGGAGAGUUGUCUGAUUGGCAAUCAUACCACAUCUUUUUUUUUUACAUUCACUAAUAUAACCACGGAAUCAACCAAAAUUAGUAUCCUCUGAAAUAAUAAUAAAUCCACAGUAAAUGAGUUUUUAUUUUUAUCAUUUACAUGAACAAUGUGAUACUCUUAUGUAGUAAUGAUUUGAUAAAAAUGGCAUUAUAUAAAUCAAUAUUUAAACUUCAUUAAACAUUUGAACAUUAAAAUUAGAAACAUCACCUUAUCUCAUGAGACCUAAUUUACCAAUCUAUGUAAGGGGUAAAUGGUCUACAUUUCUAAAAUAUAAUACAAUUCAUACUGUCACAUCUAUUAUAGGUAGUCGUACUCCAGUUUAAAAACAAGUCAUAAAUCGAAAGUUGUCUUGUCGCCACCCAGGCAUGUGCCAUAAAUUCUGACAACUUCUCCAGUCUCUAGAAUCUAUUCUUAACUUAUAAAUGAUAUAAUCUGUGCUAUAAUGUGGCUUUUUAUUUUGUCACUAUAACCUUUUUAUAGACACACUUCCUUUUUAUUGCAACAACAUUUAUGAUUAUUGACCACUCAUUUACCCUCAAUUUAACAUAAAAUUAGUUACAGAUAUUUAAGAAAGUUCCUCUUAAGCUUUACAAUUUUUACAUGUUAAACCAAUUUACAAUUAGUUGAACCAGAUAAGGUUGUCUUUUCCUUAACCAUUUGUAACAAUCCAUUCAAAAAAGAAAUUGAGGUUCAUAUAUACAUUAUCUUAUUUAGAUAUUUAAUGUGCAGAAGUGGGUGAAAUAAAUAAAAUAAUUGGUAACCAUGCUCCUUUUAAACAUUAUUAGUUUUUGAACCACAAUAAAUCAUUUACCAUGAUUCACACAUAUUUUCAUCACUCCAUAUCAAAGAACCUUAGAACACACUACUAUCGACUACCAUAUCAAAUACCAUACAUAAUUGGUCACAAAUUUGAGUGCAAUCAGUGGUUAUAGUUACAUUAAAACCAUACAAGUGUUAUCUUGUAUACUUUCAGCUGUCUAUUUCUAUUAGAGCUGUCUAACAAUUGUCUUGGUCUGAAAUAAAAGAAAUCUCAGGUGAGACCUUCAGGAACUUUAAACCUGUAUAACUAUGUUCCAAUCUUAUAGAUUGGUCCCAACUGAUGAUAUUAUUUUACACAACUUUUAUGAGAAUUAACAACUAUCAACUUUCAACAUUCAAACAAUUGAAAUUCAUAAAUUGUUAUUUCAUUUAAUUUUAAGAAAAUUGGUAAACACUUGAAUGUUUUUAGUUUUAAAAACUAAUUCCUGAAAUUUUAAUGAAAUUUUAAUGAAGAAUUUAUGGUUUAAGAAGAUAAGUGUUCCCUUAUUAGCUGCAAUUUAGAAAAAAACUGCCAAUUGAAAAAAAACAUCUUGAUGAAAAGCAUAAUCCACAUUUAAUAUCCAUGGACAUUAAUAAUAUUGUUUGUCCCUUUGUCAUUGUUUUUGAUUGCCAAAAUUAUUAUUUUACUUUAAUGUUUUUAUUCAUAAUUUGUCAUGUGUAAAAUUAAUUAAUACAUAUGUAUAUUUAAUGCAAAAGUUUUUAUGAUGUAUUUGAGGGAUGUUAUGUUUUUUGUGUGAGGAGUAAAUGUGUGAUGUUAAAUUUUUAUAUAAAUGAUAAUUUACAUGAAAUCCAUAUUUUAUAAACAUUGACCCAUGUAAUUUUAUAACGAUUUUGUGAAAAGAUAUAUGUGAUGAUAUGUAGUGCUAUCCUUGGAAAAAGGGAGAUAAUUCUUAAUGUCAGUAAUGUGUUUGUAAUAAACAGUUUCUUCAAUGAUUAUUAAGUUUUCAUAGGUUACAGAGUUUUAUAGUUAGGGUUAAUUGAGAGACUUUGCUUCUCAGUUUCAAAAUAAUAAGCUUUUCAAAACACUACAGUAUAUUGGAUAGGUGAUAAAUAAAAGAACCCAAAGAGCCAAAAAAAUAUAUGUCAAUGUGCUUGCUUUCGAGAUAUAAGCCCAUGAAAUUUUGGCUGGAAAAUGUUCUCUCUUGACUUUUCAUACAUUGUAGCUUUAUCUUUGACAAGUUUUAAGUUUUCAAAAACUAUUUAAGAAUAAUGAAAAUUUUAUAAGACUUGUACAGAUGGCUUAUCAUUAUACAUGUAAAAGGUUUAUAAAAAGAAAAAUUGGGGUUUAUGGGCAGUUUUUUUUCAAGGUAUUCAAUUGGUUAAACCAGAGGAUUCUGAAAAUCUG